Bicyclus anynana (squinting bush brown) is the source of this 8498-nucleotide messenger RNA. RefSeq names its product bromodomain and WD repeat-containing protein 1 (gene BRWD3). NCBI's taxonomy places the organism in Eukaryota, Metazoa, Arthropoda, Insecta, Lepidoptera, Nymphalidae. Gene Ontology annotation, cellular component: nucleus. Gene Ontology annotation, molecular function: protein binding. The transcript has 28 exons. Bases 140 to 4966 code for a protein of 1608 amino acids. Gene Ontology annotation, biological process: regulation of cell shape; regulation of transcription by RNA polymerase II; cytoskeleton organization. The record is from RefSeq and is a predicted model, not a curated record.
ACGCCAUUUUGCUAUUAUUACAGGAGGUUGUAUUAUCUUUCGUCAACAAUGUAAUGCUCGAUAUGGAAUGUUUGAUGGAUUUUAACAGUGUUUGUGAUGUUUGAGGCCAAACUUGGCGGAAUAUAUACAAAAUAGAAUAAUGGAGGAGCCUAACGAGACGGUCAAUGUCGUUCCCGAACUCUACUUUUUGAUCGCAAAAUUUCUCUCCGGGGGCCCGUUGAAAGAGACUGCCAAGACUUUGCUGAAAGAAUUGGAGAAUGUAGAGGUACUGCCUCGUCGAUUGGACUGGGAGGGCGCCGAACAUUCGCAGUCCUACGAUGACUUGGAGGCGCAGUACGGUGAAGUGGGCGCUGCACGCCUGGCAGACGUGUGCCGACGAGCGCUACAGCUGGCACCUUCACGCCAGACGCCUCGCGCGCGGCUCUCUCUACUCAGCGAGGCGCUGGUACGCGCCCCAGAGGCGUGCAAAGAGGAAAACUCCCUGGUGCGAUUGUUAGCGGCGCGGGAGCGGGGGGUUGGUGUGCACGUCGCGCGGGCGCCGCGGCCGUUCCCCGCGCGCCUGUUGAGAGGCGUGGCGCUUCAGAGGCGUACAUUGGGGCAUUUGUCGGCCGUGUACUGCUUGGCGGUCGAGCGCAGUGGACGCUUCGUGUUGACUGGUGCUGAUGAUUUGCUCGUCAAGGUAUGGCGUACGGAUGGUCGGCUGGCUGCGACGCUCCGCGGCGCCGGCGCUGAGAUCACCGACGUGGCUGCCACCGCCGACGGCGCGCUGCUGGCCGCCGGCUCCGUGGAGCGCCUCGUGCGCGUGUGGUGCCUCGCCAGCGGAGCCCCGCGGGCGGUGCUCCACGCGCACCAGGGCACCAUCACCUCGGUGGCAUGGGCGCCGGCGCCGGCCGGCUCCAACGGUCGACGCCUCGCCUCAACCAGCACUGACGGCUCCGUCGCCUUCUGGACGUGUUCCGAAGACGGCCAGUUCACGCCCCGCCCUGUCCAGUUCGUGGAGAGACUCCGACCUGGUGCAUGUCAUAUGUUGUGUGCCUCCUGGUCGGCUGGAGGAGCAUUCCUGGCCGCGGGCAGUGCUGACAGGCGCGUCCGCGUGUACGCGCUGGGCGGGCCGGAGCCGCGGCGCGUGCUGGAGGCGCCCGCGCACGCCGACGCCGUGGACUCGCUGGCCUGGGCGCACCGCGGCCUGCGCUUCGUGUCCGGCAGCAAGGACGGCACGGCGGCGCUGUGGACGCUGUUCGCGACCCAGUGGCGGCACACCGUGCUGCGGGCGGGCGCGGAGCGGCUCAAGGUGACCAUGGUGUGCUGGGACCGCAGCGACGCGUUCGUGGCCACGGCGGCGUCGGACUGCUCGGUGCGCGUGUGGUGCGCGCGCAGCGGGCGGCAGCUGCGCGCGCUGCGGGCGCACCGCGACGAGGCGUACGUGCUGGAGGCGCACCCGCGCCUGCCGGGCGUGCUGCUGUCGGCCGGCCACGACGGCCAGCUGCUGCUGUGGGACGUGCGCGACGACGAGCCGCUGGCGCGCUUCCGGAACGUUAUUGAUGGACAGGGUGAAGGAGCCGUCUUCGACGCCAAAUGGACCCCAGACGGCACUGGAGUAGCCGCCUGCGACAGCCACGGCCACCUCCUCCUGCUGGGGCUCGGAGCUGGACCAGCACUGCUCCGGCGUCUUCCCUCUGAGCUGUUCUUCCAUACCGACUACCGCCCAUUGGCAAGAGAUGCUCUGGGCGGAGCUCUCGAUGAGCAGACGGAGCUGCCCCCCCACCUGAUGCCGCCGCCGUUCCUGGUGGACGUGGAGGGGGCGCCGCACCCGCCGGCGUUCCAGCGGCUGGUGCCGGGGCGCGAGGCGCUGCCGCCGGAGAUGCUGGUGCCUCGCUCGCGGCUGGACGCGAUGAUCGAGGCGCUGGCGGAGAGGCGGGCGCCGGAGCCGACGUUGGGCGCUUGGAGGGGGGAAGGCGUGCGGCACACGGGCGGCGCGUGGCUCGGCGCGGACGUGCCGCCGUGCUCCCGCCCCAUCGUGCCGCCCGCGCCGCGCUCUAUACGUGCCGAGCUAGCGGCCGCGGCACAGGAGCUGCACGCUGCGGAGCUGGCCGCGUACCGGCGCGAGAUGCGGCGCCGCCCGCUCAUGAUCAGCACUGCGACGGAGCCGCGCCGCCGGCCCGGGCGACGGCCGCGUGCGCAUGCAGCAGCGCACCCGCCCGCGCACCCCCCCGCGCCGGCGCCCGAGCCGCGUCUGCAGCUAGAGUUGGCGGCGGCGGCGGCGGCCGAGUUGGUUGCCGACGAGUCGGAGGAGUCGGUGCGACUGUCGCCCGAGCGCUUGUCCCGCUCGUCUCGCUCGUCCCGCUACACCCGCUCGUCACGCUCGUCCCGCUCAUCACGCUCGUCACGCUCGCGCCGCUCAAGCGACGCAAGCGACUCUGACAGCUCGCAGUCUGAGGCGCACAGCGACAGCUCGUCGUCAUCGCAGUACUCGGACUGGGAGGGGGGCGCCGCCCUGGUGCCACCCGCGCGCGCCCGCCGCCGCCCCGCGCCCGCGCACAGGUACAGUCCAUCUGCAGCAGCCGCUAAGCGCGCUCCGCCCGGCCCGUCAGCGCCCAGCACGUCGGGUGCGGCAGUCGCGGCGGGCAGCGCGACUGUCGCACCGGGCGGCGCGACUGUCGCGGAGCUGCCCGAGGCGUACCGCGUGGGCGAGUGGCUGACGGCCGUGUCACCGCGCAAGGCGCCCUACCAUCCGCAGAUGGGUGACCACUGCUUGUACUUUAGACUGGGACACCAGCGGUACUUCGAGGCGGUGGCGGAAAAGGAUUUGUACAAGAUACACGCGCGCGACCGGCCGUGGGAACACAUGCAACUUUACGAGUGCGAGGCGGUUCAAGUGGUUGGUAUCAAGUACGCGAUCAAACCGCCGCGCGUCGUGUGCCUGCGACUGUCGCGUGCGCGCGACGGUCGCGCCUUCACCGUGCGCUACCACGACAUGCCCGACGUGAUCGACUUCCUGGUGCUGCGCCACCAGUACGACGCGGCAGUCGCGCGCCGCUGGGGCGACGGCGACCGGUUUCGCUGCAUGAUCGACGACUCGUGGUGGACGGGGCAGGUGCUGGAGCGGAUCACUCCGCCCCACGGCGCCGCCGCCGCGACUGUCGGCGCGCCCGAGCAGAGCUGGGCCACAGACGCGGCGUCGAACUUCCUGUCUCUGCGCGUCCGCUGGGACAACGGUGAGGUGGAGCGCCUGUCACCCUGGGACCUGGAGCCGCUGGACCCGGAGCGACUGCCCGCCGAGCCGGGCGGCGCCGUGGCCGUGCUGCCGCACGAGCUGGAGGCGGUGCUGGCGCGGGGCCACGAGUGGCCGCCGCACGCGUGCCGCACCAUCGCGCACCACAUCUCACAGGUGAUGUCACUAUCUGUGGCGGAACCCUUCGUGGCGCCGGUGGACUUGCAGCUUUACCCCUCGUAUGCGCUGGUGGUGCCCUACCCCGUCGACCUGGCCACCAUCCGCGCGCGCUUCGACAACUUGUUCUACCGUCGCGCGGCGGCGGCGCAGUUCGACGCGCGCUACCUGGCCACCAACGCGGAGCAGUUCAACGAGGCGCACUCGCCCAUCGUGCGCCAGGCGCGGCUGGUGAGCGACCUGCUGCUGCACAUCGUCGCCGACUGGGAGCGCGUGGACGUCGUCGGCAAGUACCACGAGCUGGCUGCCGCCUACCAGUCAUCGGACGACGACCGGCCGGCGCCCGCGCGCUGGGAGCACGCCUGUGCAGCGCUGCUCCGGGAGCUGAGCGCCGCGCCGGACGCGGAGCCCUUCCGGCGGCCGGUGUCGCCGUCGCAGGCGCCGGACUACGGCGCGGUGGUGCGCCGCCCCAUGGACCUGGGCACGGUGCGGCGCCGGCUGGAGGCGCGCCAGUACGCGCGCGCCGACCACGUGGCGGCCGACGUGCGGCGCGUGUUCGCCAACAGUCGUCUCUACAACACUAACAAGCGCAGCCGGAUCUACUCGAUGACGGUGCGCCUGUCGUCGCUGUUCGAGACGCUGUGGGCGCGGCUGCCAGCGGCGCGCGGCUGCCGGCGGCGCACGCGGCGCGGCCCGGGGCGGCGCGCGGGCCGGCGGCGCGCGUCGUGGCGCAGCUCGGAGGGCGAGCCCCUAGCCGCCACCUCGCGCCGCGUGCACGCGCCCGCCGCCGACGACUCCUGGGACAGCGACGUGCCGCUCACCUCGCACCGGAAAGGCAAGGGCGUGGGUAAGAAGAGCAAAAGCGCUGCUUCAGCGUCGUCCAGCAGUCGCGCACCGCCCGAUGGCGCUGGCGUCAGCACUGGCCGCGUGACGCAGUCAGAGUCGGACGACGAGCUACUAGCGUCAGUAUCCGCCUCCGCUGCCGCGUCCGCUGCAGCGACCGCCUCCGCGCCCGCUCCCACCACCAACGGCGCGUACAGCAGGCUACGGGCGGACGAUGACGCCAAUUCGGACUACGAGCCGCGCCCCCGUCGCAAGCGGCGGCGCUCGAGCGGCAGCAGCGCGCGGCCGCGGGCGCGCGCGCGCGCGCACUCGUCGUCGUCGUCGGGCUCGGGCUCGUGGGCGUCGGGCGGGCGGCGCUACGAGUCGGACCGCUCCUACCGGCCGUGCUCCACGGACGACGACCGGCCGCUGCAGGCCUACCGCGCCGGGCCCAGCGUGGCGCUGCGCCGCCGGGGCAGCCCGCGCCGGUACAACGAAGACAGUGAGGAGGACUCUGCUGCUGCUAUCAGCAAACGGACACCCCACCACCAGCGCCUGCAACUGCAGCAGAACAGGCGCGUGCUGCAGCGCAGUCGGCACGCUGCCGCUGACCACGACUACCUCAACGGCCACAGCCACCACACCCCGCCCGCCGGACCCUCGCCCACUGCUGGGCGGUCUCCGCCUGUGAGCAUAUCGUCGCGAGGUCGAGUGAGGAAACUGACUGCGAAAGCGCGGGGUCUCUUACGACACUGAUCCCAGCAUCCUCAAACACCCCCUGACAUCUCCAAUACUCCCAAACACAGCCACCACACCCCCUGAUACCACCCAAUCUCAGACCAAUUAUUGUAUAGGACCUGCCUCGCUAGACGUUAAUUUUCUGUCAAAGUAUAUGAUCAACGAUCUAAUGCGAUUAUAAAAACUGUCUCUAUAGUUUCGAUGUUUCAUUGUUGUAAUCGUGUUCGUCGGUUAAAGAGCUCCGUUAAAAUACUUUUUUGUGUAAUUGAAUGGCGCAAAAAAACGGGCAAAAACUAUCUAGCUUAGUAAAAGAUACAUACCAAAUCUGAGCUCGUUUUCCUCAGAAAAUUACAGAAAAUUUCGUUUGUGAAUAUGGGUGCGAUACUGGUCUGAGCACCCAAUACAUCAUAUAAUUAUCCCCCACAUCCCCCGAUACCUCCCAACACCUUCUGAUACUUCCAACACCCCUGACACCUCAAACAAGCCUCAAUAGCUCAGCCGUAAGAGUAAUCGGACUCAUCACCAAGGGGUGGUGGUUUUAUCCCCGUUGGACUAUUGUGGUACUGGUACCCACUCCUAGUACAGUCUUUCUACUGUUUCUAGUACUGACUAGUUGGAGGGGAAUGGGAAUAUUGGUUAUAUUUAAAAGAUAUGGCAAAUAUUAUUUUAAUAGAAAAAAAUACCCCCCGAAACUUCCAAUACCCCAGUCACCUCCAACUUCCCCUGACCGCCCCCAUAACCCCCAAACACAUUAUCCCCAACAUUUCUCUAUACCUCCCAACACCCCCUGACACUUCCAAGACCCCUGACACUUCCAACUUCCCCUGACGCCUCCAACACCCUCCGAUAUCCCCUGACUCCUAUGAAUAUACUUGUAUAUUUUGUAAAUAAUUUCUAAUGUGUGUACCUCACAUCCAGACGUAGUGUAUUCGUUACGGACGCAAUUUUGUGUACAUACGUCUAUGGACGCAGUUUUGUGUGCAUACGUCUAUGGACGCAGUUUUGUGUACAUACGUCUAUGGACGCAGUUUUGUCUACAUAAGUAUAGACGCAGUGUUUAUGUCUAUGAAGGCAUUUGUGUACAGUCUGUGUAUAGUUGUUAAGGACAAUGGAAGCUCGCGAAGCAUCUAAUAGUUUUUUUUUAAUUUUAUAUGUCACCCAAUUCGAACUUAAAUUAAAUAUAAGAUUAAAUAAUCAUUAUUUUAUUUAUUAUGAUAGAUGGGCUAUCUAACACUGAAAGAUUUUUUCAAAUCGGACCAGUAGUUACUGAGAUUAGCGCGUUCAAUCAAACAAACAAACUCUUCAGCUUUUAAUAUUAGUAUAGAUAAAUAACAGAUGAGGGUAUAUAUUUUUCAUGCCGACUCUUGUACUAUGACGUAUAUAAUUUGUCUAUACUGGAAACAUUGACCUCUUGUAAUAAAUGGACGCACAAUCAUGUAGAAAAUUUCACUUCAAAACUAAAAGUAAAAAAAAUUAUACCUAAAGGCCUUUGAAUAUAGUCCAAUAUUCGAUAAAAUCCCAAAUUCAGAGCAAAUUCAACCUUAAAGAUUGAGUUUAAGGUUAAAUUUGCAAAUACUUGAAUUGAGUGCCAAAAAGUUGUGUUUGGCACUCAUUGAGUGGGGACGUUUUUUGGUCGCUGAUUGUGCAUCCACUUUUUAAUAAGAGAUCGAUGACUGGAAAUAGCAUAUCGCUCUCUCUCUUUUGUUGCUAUAGGAAGAAAGAGAGAACGAUAUGUAGACUAAAUUAAACUUAAACCCAACAUACUCCAAUAUGUCUCGAUGGGUUAAUCUAUAGGUUUUUAAUUGUAUUUAUGUUUAUUUUAAAAGACAACAAUACAUUAUUUGUUUUUAUUUUGAAUAAGUUUUUUUUUUUUAAUUUAAAACUAAGUGUAAAUAUAUAAAUGUAUAAAUGUGAUCUCUCUUGUAAUUGUAAUGUAAGGUUAGGCUAAGCCAUUAUGUACUUUACGUGCUCGGAAUAAGGUUCGAUUUGUAUUUAUAAUACGUGUAGUUAGGGUUUGUAAUGAAUUCAUUAGUCGGACGCGGUGACCGGUAUUUUUUUUUUUUUAAUUAAUUUUAGACCAAUUUUUUUCAUCCAUUGCUGGUAGUUUACAUAUUUCGUCAUUUAUUUUUUUGUGAAACUUGCUGGGCCCAAAAUGGCCAGUCUUUUUUUUUAAGAUUAAUGAAAAAUCGUGAAAAUUUCAAUAAAUGGAAACGCGCGGUGAAUGAGAAAUUUUGCCAUUUUUAUGUACCAAUGUCUUUUAUUCAUUUUAGUAAUUGUUAUUCUAUUUUCGGAAAAUUCGUCUUUGGCUUUUUAUAUUGUAGUACAGUGACGUCACAAACUCGUUUGUGUGAACUAAAUGAGCGUAAACAUCGCAAAAUGUUAAAAUUUUUAGUACAUGUGGUAGCGUGAGUCAUCAAUAUCCGUUGCCUGGCAACCUCUGACUGUCAGAUGACUCUUUAAAAUAUUAUGUUUCUGUUUUGCUGACACUUGAACAUGUGUCUAUUUUGCUGACACUUUAGAACAUGUUUCUAUUUUGCUGACACUUUACAACAUGUGUCUAUUUUGCUGACACUUUAGAACACGUGUCUAUUUUGCUGAUACUUUAAAACAUGUGUCUAUUUUGCUGACACUUUAGAACAUGUUUCUAUUAUGCUGACACUUUACAACAUGUUUCUAUUUUGCUGACACGUUAGAGCAAGCUUUUGUUUAGGUGACACUUUAGUUUUAUACACUGUCUGUACCAUUAUUUACAUAAAAAGCCGAAUUUCCAAAAUGGAAUAUCUAUGGCAUAUAACUAUAUUUUUAACAGUAAUUUGCUGACGGUUACCCGCGCGACUAACACUAGUGUAAGAUCCCGGCUUGUAUUGACUUUCGUUUAAAGAUUUUCUUGAGAAAAAUCUCUUAAUGAAGGUAGAUUUAAAUCGGGAUCUUAUACAUACAGUAUGGAUGUAACAUGGCUACAUAGCAUGGCUGCGUUGCUAGGCAACCUAUACACGGGUUAGAGUUUAUGUACUAGUACACCACUAGACCGGAGUUUUGGAUUAACAAAAACUAUUUUUUUUAUCAGUUUUAUAUAACUUAGUCUUAACUCUUAUCAGAAUUUUUUUAUCCUUGGUUGUGGACGCCAUUUUUUAUAAUUAAAAUCUAUGUACAUAUAUAAAAAUAAAUCUUGAAUCUUCCUAAGCGCAAAUCUCGAGAACGGCUGAACCGAUUUAGUUAUUUUUUUUUAAUACUCCUUGAAGUACGAGGAUGGUUCGUACAGAGAGUUAAGGGUAGGGGUAGGAUAGGGUAGGGGCAGGAAAGAAGUGCUCAAAAUUCUAAGCAAAGCUUGACUGGGUUCGCUAGUAUAGUAUACAAAUCCCAUAAAAAACAAUUGAAUGGAACUAUUUUAUAUCUGUUAGUAAUAUAAGUGGUGGCACUCGGGUCUAGCCGUGUACUUGUGCGUGUACAGUUUCGUGUACAGUUGCGUGUACAGUCUGUGUACAGUUGCGUGUUGCGUGCGCGCCGCGUGUUGCGAGCGAACCAAACUGAAUAAAGUGAAUAUUUUGUA